GAAACCAUCAGUCUUUCAAGAUGUUCCGUUUCGUUGCUGUUUUCGCUUUGGUCAGCUGUGCCUUUGCCGGCACCUUGCCCGAUGAUUUGGAUGGCCGUAUUGUGAAUGGUGUUGACACCACCAUUGAGAAGCAUCCCUAUCAGGUUUCUUUGCAAACCACCUCCGGCAGCCAUUUCUGUGGCGGUUCCAUCAUCAGUGAAGACAUCAUCGUUACCGCUGCUCAUUGCAUGCAAUCGUACACUGCCUCCCAAAUGAAGGUGCGCUUGGGCUCCACUGAAUACAACACUGGCGGUGAAUUGGUUGCUGUCAAGGCUUUCAAAUACCACGAAGGCUACAACUCCAAGACCAUGGUUAACGAUAUUGCUGUCAUCAAAUUGGCCACCCCCGUCAGAGAAUCCGCCAAGAUCCGUUAUGUCGCUUUGGCCGAAAAGACUCCCGCCACCGGAACCCCCGCUGUUGUCACUGGCUGGGGCACCAAGUGCUAUUUGACCUGUGUUAGCUUGCCCAAGACCCUGCAAGAAGUCGAAGUUGAUAUUGUCGAUGAAAAGGCCUGCGCUUCCAGCGAAUACAAAUACGGUUCCCAAAUCAAGGAGACCAUGGUCUGUGCCUAUGCCGUCAACAAGGAUGCCUGCCAAGGUGAUUCUGGUGGCCCAUUGGUAUCUGGCGACAAAUUGGUUGGUGUUGUCUCCUGGGGUAUGGGUUGUGCCAAGGCUGGUUACCCUGGUGUCUAUGCUGAUGUUCCUUCUCUCCGCAGCUGGGUUCUUAAGACCGCCAAGGAAUUGUAAAUUUUUCCCAAGUGGAAAUAAACGAAAUUAUUUAAUUUAAAAAAUUUAAAAAAAAAAAUGGCUUUGAUGUU
This is a messenger RNA of Musca domestica (house fly), 856 nucleotides long. RefSeq names its product trypsin. NCBI's taxonomy places the organism in Eukaryota, Metazoa, Arthropoda, Insecta, Diptera, Muscidae. Gene Ontology annotation, molecular function: serine-type endopeptidase activity. Bases 21 to 785 code for a protein of 254 amino acids. The record is from RefSeq and is a predicted model, not a curated record. The transcript has a single exon. Gene Ontology annotation, biological process: proteolysis.